AUGUGCAGCAUCGCGGGGCCGGCCCGAGCGGAGGGCUUGAGCAAGGGAGUUCCUUUGAGCAACGUCAACACGGGACAACUGCUGGGGGCCGUGAAGGCGUCUGUGUUGUAUCUAGAUAUAAUAUUUGGCGGUGGUGACGGCGGGUACAACUCGUCAGUGGGCAUCGGGGUCGAGAAGGUUGUCGCCGCCCCGCUCACGUCUGCCGCCACCUUGGGCGUUGAUGCGCAGGGUACGGGAGGGGGUUCGUCGACUUCGGCGGCCACACAUGAGUCUGUCGCCCACCCGGUCAAGACGGUGAUCAACCCGUACCUGAAGGACAGCCGUACUUCCGGGUCUAAGACAUCACGCCCCGGCACGAGUCCUGGGAGCCGUACUUCCGGCGGAGGCGCCCCCACCCCGGUAGGAUGCAACAAGAAGGCCGGUUUUGUUCCUGGGGUUGGCGUCCCCACUCGCCUCCCCGACUCCAGACGCAAGUCUGGUUGGCUGUCCGUGCAGCAUUCUCCUGCUCCCUCUGCCCCCUCGGACAGGCCUACCGAGGUCGUCUCCCGCGUGAACAAUGUCCAUGUCAAAAAGUCGGUCCAGGCCGCCGUGGCGCACGCCGUGCCGAAGCGUCUAAACACGGCGCUUACGGGGGGCGCCCUCAAGAAGGACGUCGACAGCAAGGCCUUCAACCAGUCGCUGGGGGCUGUCGUCAAGCAGCAACUUUCGGGGCCGACCAAGAAGUUCAAGGAGGAUGUUAGGAAGUCAGCGGCGGACGCCACUGCGGAGGGAGUGUCCAACAUGCUGAAAGGGCACCUCACCAAGAUACAGCAGGCGGUGAACGCGGCUACACAGGCUCAAGAGCAGCAGAGCCUGCGCAAUGCGAAGUCGGCUGCAUCCCUGCAACAGGCGACAGCUGCAUUCUCAAAGGCCGGCGACGGGAAGAAGCUCGGACGUCCGCCAGCACAUGACCACCCUACGGCCGAGCUGCAGAACUACCGACCUGGAGGCGCCGGUUUCAACAUAGCCCGAGCAACGUCGUCCUUGGUAGGUGCUCGGGUGACAGAGAGCCUGGACGGCCUCGCUCAGUCAGUUGCCACGAAGGUGACGACGUUAUCCGACAAGGCCGGCGGCGGUUCGAAGACUCCGGAGAGGAAGGCCAACAACUCUACGGAUGGAGUAGGAAAAGACACUCUCUCCCGUGUACUAAAAAGCCUCGCCAACAGGCAGGGUUUGAUCACUGGGAAGGUGAUUGAGAGGAAGACGCUUCUACGCCCGUCGCGAGAGUUGCUCUUGGACGACAAGCAUGGACAAUUCUUGCGGCAGCUGCAUGGUGUCCCCCCGGGAUGCUUGUCUCCUACUCUCUUGGCGCCGGAGGUAGUAGACGCAAUGCUUGUCGAUUUGGCGUGCCUCGCCGGGAACGACUACAUUAAAUAUCGUGGGCGUGGGCAUUGCAGUAGCAUCUGGGAUAGCGCUACCAGAGAUCAACGAUGUGCCGCGACGGUUCUCCGUGGUUCCGCCGCCACCAUCAAGGCGCUGUCGGCAGGGAUUGGAGAGAGGAAGAAGUCGGGCACACCAACGAACAAGGAGGUCGAGGCAUCAAAUGCUGCGUCGCGCGUCAUGUUCCUACAUUCGGUCGUGUGGGACUUGCACACCGGGCAGCAACGAAGGAUGACAGCACUCGAAGGUCGCAGCCCGGCCGCAAAAGCGCAAGCGGGAGCCAGCUCAGUCAAGGCAGCCAAAAAGAUCGAGAAAAGAGGGGCCGUUGAAAGUGCGGACCGAGAAGAAUCUCUAGCUGUAGACGUUCUGCCACCCCUCGUCCGCGACGACGAGGAACACCCUUUUAAGCAUAUACACUUCGGCAUAUAG
Messenger RNA from Ectocarpus siliculosus, 1848 nucleotides. The record is from the annotation of a GenBank genome assembly. NCBI's taxonomy places the organism in Eukaryota, Phaeophyceae, Ectocarpales, Ectocarpaceae.